AUGACAGGCGACAGUUCUGCCGACAGCUCCGCUGGCGAGGUUGGGUUCACGGUGAUUUCGCAUGAUUCCCCCCACCCAGCACCAGUUUGGGUUGAGAAAAAGGUGGAUAACCAUUCGCUGUUCAACUCUGCAGCAGCAGCAAUGGCUUCCUUCUCGCAGCUCUUCUCCAUCGUUCUUCUCCUCUCGUCUGCCCUCAGCAGCUCGUAUGCUGCUCCCCACCACUCCAGUCUUACCGAAUCUUCAUCCACUGAUCGUGCCGCAGCUAUCACCUCAGGAGCAGCAGGCGAAACUGCUACAAACGACAUUCCUUCAAACGAGGAUUCGGCAGCACCAAGGAGGGUGAUAUUCGGCAAGUUUCCAGACCCCAUCUGCAAGCGCUUCGGCGGAUGCACCGAGCCCAUUGACCCCGUUGACGACCCCAUUGACCCCACACCUUGCAGCGUCAAUUCGGAUGCUGGGGACCACAGAUCUACUGCAACGGGAGCUGCUGCCUCGGAAACUCACCGCGUUGCUGUGGCGGCCAGUGCUGCCAGGGAGGUGAGUCCAUAG
Messenger RNA from Closterium sp. Yama58-4, 549 nucleotides. Lineage: Eukaryota; Viridiplantae; Streptophyta; Zygnematophyceae; Desmidiales; Closteriaceae. The record is from the annotation of a GenBank genome assembly.